GCUGGUGUAGUGGUAUCAUGCAAGAUUCCCAUUCUUGCGACCCGGGUUCGAUUCCCGGGCGGCGCAUGUGAUUUGUUUUCCCUUUUUCCGAUCUCUGGAACCAGCUCCAGCUCACCGCAGCCAUGAAGAGCAGAGCAGACUUGUGGGAAGUAGGAAGCACCGAUUCCGGUGCAAAGAGAGACAGGCUCUCUGAAAACACUGGCGCGCAGUGGUGACGCGGUUCCUAACCAAGAGGCGUCCAUAAACCAGCAGCAUAGGCCGCCGGGGCCCACCCUUUAAGGUGUAUCACGCGUCCUCGUGUCAGUUGUCCAACUCCUGGCAGAGCGGUGGCGAUGCUGGUGGCGGCGGCCGCGGAGCGAAACAAGGAGCCCAUCCUGCGCGUGCUGCAGCAGUACGUGGACCCCGCGCAACGCGGCGUCCGCGUGCUCGAGGUGGCCUCUGGUUCCGGCCAGCACGCCGUGCACUUCGCUCGGGCCUUCCCGCACGCGGAGUGGCAGCCAUCCGACGUGGACCAACGCUGCCUGGAUAGGGGCUUUUCAGAGCUGCUGGACAUCUGCUCAAACCCAAGGCUCUGCUCAUCACCUAUGGGGAACCCAGAGUGGGGACUGAGGGACACAGCCCUUCUUGAGGACCUGGGUCAGGCCAGUGGCCUGCUCCUGGAGAAGAUGGUGGACAUGCCAGCCAACAACAAGUGCCUGAUUUUCCGGAAAGAAUAACUCCUCCCCUUCAUCCUGCGUGCAUGUGCCCAAGUCUGGGCACAAACCAGAACUCCAUCCCUAUCUCUCUGGACCAGGUUUCUGGAAUGACCAGCCCCACCAGUAUGGGCUCGUGGAACCUGGGCCCAGACUGCCUUGGAAUAAAGCACUUUCUGCUGCCCA
Molecule: messenger RNA, 878 nt
Organism: Ictidomys tridecemlineatus (thirteen-lined ground squirrel)
Lineage: Eukaryota; Metazoa; Chordata; Mammalia; Rodentia; Sciuridae
Source: RefSeq, a predicted model, not a curated record